AGCGGCCGCACGCGGCCGGCACUCAACUGCGAGCCGUCGCGACGUAUACUUCCCUCGUAAGGCGUAUAUUGGAUACACUGUUUAUUCAUUUCGAAGUACCCACAUACUCUAAUACCAUGAAGGCUCUGAUCAUCCUGCUGGCUUUGGCCUCGUUCACCGCCGCCAUGGUGCCCCGAAAUCGGAGGGCGAUAAACGUCGAGGAAGAGAAUAAGAUGAAAAUUUGCGCGCCGAGCACCCCUUGUGCCUGGUCCAUUUACCAACCCGGCAAUAAAGAUGUCCAAUUCUACUUAGUACCGAAUACUUAUUGCAAUUGUGACGUAGGAGAAUCAUGUCAAAUGAGUCAAGACGGUGCGACGACAAAUGAGCUUAUUCACCGCUGCAAACGGCUAGGUGCACCGGACAGCUAGCGCGCCACCGCGGCAUCCAAGUGCUUUCUAUGAGUGACACUGCUUUUUAUCAAUAAAAGACCGUUGUUUCAUCCGAGGAAUUAACGGUUUUCACCAUCUGCCUCUGCCGAGCAAUAAUAUUGUAACAAUUUUGACACUAUUAUUUUAUAUAAUUGAUUUAUUCUGACUUCAUAAUAUAAGGACCUGUGAUUUGUAAUUGGAACAUAAAUUAUAAUUUAAAUUCUAACCAAUUUAUUGUAUAUUACAAAUCACUGAUCAGUGAUGUAAUAUGUUCUGUCAUUUAAAAGAAUGUCAUUAGAAUCAAACAAUUCUUUACACAAUUGUAUCAUUACAUAGAUCUUUAAAAGUUAAGUACAUGUUUCUAAAUAGGUUUAGUUAAAUUAAAAAUAUAAAUGUUAAUUUUAAGUCGUAAAAAAUGUCAUACUACCUCCUCUUUAAAAACCACGAAGUAGGUACAAAAUAUUGUAGUCACAUGAGCGAAGCCGUGGUCGAAAAGUUAGUACUAUGACAUUAUAGUGUUUAUGAGUUAUAUAUGGUGUAACAAGCUAACACGACUAUUUUUUUAUAUCUAUAUACUUAAUAAUAUCUUUCAUCAUUUUGAUCAUUGAUAAAUGAUUAGUUAUUAAUAAUAUUUUAAUAUUGACAUAGGUUUUUAGGUACCUAUUCAUUUUAUUCCGCCUUGAUCCUUGAUUCGGUGUUUUAUUUUAUGUAAUCUUCAAUAUAAAAAUAUGCUUUCAAUGAAUGACACACGUUAGAUGUUUCUAAUUGAGUGCUUCUCGUAUGUAACAUGUAAAAUACAGUAAGUACCCAUACUUCUUAGACCACGCAUACUACUCCAUCUCUGAUUAUUUUGUUUACUUGCAAAGGAAGCAUUCCAAAAAUACAAUAGAUUCUUAUAAUAAUUGGUUAAGAGCCAAAAUAAGUGUU
Messenger RNA from Zerene cesonia (dogface butterfly), 1334 nucleotides. RefSeq lists its product as uncharacterized. NCBI's taxonomy places the organism in Eukaryota, Metazoa, Arthropoda, Insecta, Lepidoptera, Pieridae. Bases 117 to 407 code for a protein of 96 amino acids. The record is from RefSeq and is a predicted model, not a curated record. The transcript is spliced from 3 exons.